GAGUACAUGAUUGAUAACAAACCAUGUAAUCAUCAUAUAAGAAAAAUGGAGGACCAGACUCAUUCUGUGAAAAAACAUCGUCAACCUAGAGCGGGACCAAGUGCUGAUAAGAAGAAAGCAAAGAACAAACAUGUUCAAGAGCUGACAGCACAACAAAGAAAUCCUAAAGCUUUCUCUGUCCAGCAUGCUGUUAAGACAAGUAGACUGGUCCAGAGGUCACAGGACAUCAAAACUAAGAAAACACACAUCCCACUAGUAGACAGAACACCAAUUGAACCUCCACCAAUAGUUGUCGGGAUUGUGGGACCACCAAAAGUAGGAAAGACAACUCUGCUGCAGUGCCUUGUUAAAAACUAUGCCAAACAGCGACUGACCAAUGUGGAAGGUCCCGUUACUGUAGUUGCAGGUAAGAACAGGCGACUGACACUUUUGGAAUGCAAGAAUGAUAUCAACACUAUGAUAGAUAUUGCAAAGGUGGCUGAUCUGGUUCUUCUUCUGGUUGAUGCAAGUUUUGGGUUUGAAAUGGAGACAUUUGAAUUUCUGAACAUCUGCCAAGUCCAUGGGUUCCCUCGCAUUAUGGGCGUACUUACUCAUCUUGAUGCCUUCAAAGACAACAAACGCAUGAGGAAAACAAAGAAACGCCUUAAACACAGGUUCUGGACUGAAGUAUAUCAGGGAGCAAAGCUGUUCUACCUGUCGGGGAUGGUAAAUGAAGAAUACCAGAAGACAGAGGUACACAACCUGUGUCGGUUUAUAUCUGUGAUGAAGUUCCGACCACUCCAAUGGAGAAUAACUCAUCCAUACAUCCUAGUUGACAGAACGGAGGAUAUUACGGAUCCAGAGACUGCACGAAGGAAUAGAAAAUGUGACAGGAACAUUUCUCUGUAUGGCUAUGUAAGGGGAACCCACCUGAAGAAUCGUAGUAACGUACACAUUCCAGGUUGUGGUGACUUCACCAUACACGACAUGCAGAUCCUAUCAGAUCCGUGCCCCACACCAGACCAGGAGAAGAGACGCUCAUUGAAUCAGCGUGAACGGAUCAUCUAUGCCCCAAUGUCAGGAGUAGGAGGCAUUGUGUAUGACAAGGAUGCUAUUUAUAUAGAUCUUGGUGGAAGUCAUUCUCACAACAAACGGGAGGAGGAAGAAGUCCAACCAGCCAACGACCUUGUCUCCACACUCAUGUCAACCUUCAACCCUUUAGAUGAGAAGAUCAACACUAGUCACAUGACAGUCUUUUCCAACACUGCACCCAUCUCAGAUGUGGGGAUGCUGGGUGACCAACCAUCCCAGGAGUCUGUCCAGGAGGGAGAGAGGGUACGAAGGAAGGCGGUAUUUACAGACGUUUUAGAUGAUGUAGAUGACAACUCUGAAGAACCCAAGAAAAAAAAAGUCAAGGUGGAUCCAACAGAAGAAUUGGUGUUCGAUGACAGUGAUGAUGAUGAGGGGGAGGAUGGAAAUAAUGCGUUUUUAAAAUCAGGUUUUUCCUUAUCAACUGAGAGAGUUAAUUGUACAGAACAAAGUAAUGAUGAUGUAGAGGAUGAUGACACUAGUGAGGAAAGUGAUGAUGAUGACAUAGAAAUGGAGGAAAUGGAUUUAUCAUCAAAAAAACGAGGCAUUCAAAGUGUGUUAGGUGACAAUAUAAGUAAGGAAAAGGAAGAUGGUGUUGAUUCUGACGAUGAAAUUGUUUUAUUUGCAAACAAAAAGACUUCGUCAGACUCAUUUGAUCAGGAUGAAACAUUUGACAAUGAUGCUAACAUUUCUGACAAUGACAGCUCAGAUGACAAUGAUGAUGAAAAUGAUAAUGAAAACGAUGAUGAAAGUGAUGCUGAAUCUGAUGCUGAAUCCUACGAUGACAUGGAUGUACAUACAGUUGACUCUAUAAAAUCACCAGAUGAGAAAAGUGUAAAAGGCAGUAGUGAUACAAAACUGAUCUCCAAGACCAGGAAAUAUUCACAUGAAACUAAAGCAUCGGUAGAAUCAUCUAAAAUCACUGACAGUGAAAGUGACAUUGAAAGUGAUGAAGGUUUAGGUGAUGAAGCUGAUGAUAAAGAGACUGAUGAGAACAAUGAGAGUGAUGAUGACAUUAAGGAAACAGAGGAUGUUGAAGCAGAAGAAGAAAGCGAGUCUGAAGCUGAAGAGGGACAUUUGAAAUGGAAGAGUAACCUGGCAGAAUUAGCAGCUGAAUCCUUCAGAAAGAGACAAAAGGAGAGAAUCAAUUACAGAAAGCUGAUAUAUGGACAAGAUGCAGGUGAAGAAUUAGAAGAAGAAAAGAAUGAUGACGAUGAUGAUGAGCUGGGAGGGCUGUUCAAGGUUCUAAAGAGAAAGCAGGAGAAGAAGACUGAUGAGCGACUGUCUAUUAACAAAACUGACUGUUCACGUUUCUUUAUACAGACAGUACAGGACUGGGAUCUGGAGGAGGUGAGAGAGCUCAUAAAGGACUGCUUUGUGACAGGGAAGUGGGACAAGAGUGAGGAUGCUGCCGCCAGGUUAGAGCAAGAUGAUGAGUUGUACGGAGACUUUGAAGACCUGGAGACUGGUGAGGUACACAAAGAGGAUAACAGAGAGAUUGACGACGAGGAGGAGGAUUCAACUGCUGAAGGUGAAGAUGAUGGAGAGAGAAAACGCACAAAAGCAGAGAUUACAGCAGAUGAGAAGCGGAUAGCCAGGAAAAAAAAGCUAAAGGAGGUGUUUGACAAGCAGUACGACAUGAAGGAUGACUCUGAGUUCUAUGACUCCUGGAAACAAGAGAACGAAAUACAGGCUCAGCUUAAUCGUGCUGAGUUUGAAAACAUGGAUGAUGACGUACGUGUGAACUAUGAAGGAUUCCGACCUGGGAUGUAUGUACGAGUUGAGGUGAACAAUGUGCCUUGUGAGUUUGUCACAAACUUCGAUGCCAGUUAUCCAGUAAUCCUGGGCGGGCUACUUAAUGUGGAGAGUAAUGUAGGCUACCUCCAGACACGUGUGAAGAAACACAGAUGGCAUAAAAAAAUUCUCAAGACAAAAAAUCCAUUGAUUGUCUCCCUUGGAUGGCGGAGAUUCCAGACAUUGCCCUUGUUUGCAAUUCAGGACCACAAUUUUAGGAACCGACUGCUAAAAUACACUCCAGAACAUCUUCACUGUCACUCAGUUUUCUGGGGUCCUUUGACACCACAAGGAACAGGUUUCCUGGCUGUGGAAAGUGUCUCUGGUGUAAUGCCUGGCUUUCGAGUAGCUGCUACUGGAGUUGUUCUGGAGAUGGACAAGAAAUUAGACAUUGUGAAGAAACUCAAACUGACUGGUACCCCCCAGAAAAUAUACAAGAAAACUGCAUUCAUCCAGGGAAUGUUUAACAGUGCUCUGGAAGUUACCAAAUUUGAAGGUGCCAAAAUCCGAACUGUCAGCGGGAUACGAGGUCAGGUGAAAAAAGCUGUACGAACGCCAGAGGGAGCAUUCAGAGCUACAUUUGAAGACAAAAUACUGCUCAGUGACAUUGUGUUCCUGAGAACGUGGUACCCUGUAGAAGUUCCACAGUUCUACAACCCUGUCACAUCACUACUGCUGCCCCAGGAACAGAAGACAGCCUGGAUUGGCAUGAAAACAGUCGGCCAGUUACGAUGGGAAAGGGGAAUAACUAUCACACAAAAUCAGGACUCCUUAUACAAGCCCGUCGAGAGAAAGGUGUAUCACAGGAAGCCAGUCACAAUUCCUCAGGACCUACAGAAGAAUCUCCCUUUUAAGGACACACCAAAAAUCCUACAGGCCAAGAAAAAUCCCAUCAAACGUGUUGCUGUUAUCAGGGAGCCAAAAGAAGUCAAGGUGGCAAAAUUGAUGAAUAUGAUGAAGACCUUAGAUGAUCACAAAAAGAAGAUGGAGCGGGCUUCGAUGCGAGAGCGAGUUACAAACCACAAGAAGAAACAAGGAACGAUAGACAAGAAGAAACAACAGAAACAAAAAGAAACCAAAAGACAAAUAUACAAAGCUCUAGGACAGUUAGAAAAAAAGAAAAACAAAUUCAAGAAAUGAGUUCUCCAACAGUAUUAGGGCUAAAAAAGACUGGUACAAUAAGAUCAUCACUGCGAUAAUGAUUCUUUUUGAAACCACGACAGAACAUGUGUUUAUUCCAGUGAUGUUGUUGUUCUCAGUGAUUUGAUAAUAA
Molecule: messenger RNA, 4135 nt
Organism: Ylistrum balloti
Lineage: Eukaryota; Metazoa; Mollusca; Bivalvia; Pectinida; Pectinidae
Product: ribosome biogenesis protein BMS1 homolog
Exons: 25
Coding region: 7-4002 (1331 amino acids)
Biological process (GO): maturation of SSU-rRNA from tricistronic rRNA transcript (SSU-rRNA, 5.8S rRNA, LSU-rRNA); endonucleolytic cleavage of tricistronic rRNA transcript (SSU-rRNA, 5.8S rRNA, LSU-rRNA); ribosome biogenesis
Cellular component (GO): 90S preribosome; nucleus
Molecular function (GO): U3 snoRNA binding; GTP binding; GTPase activity
Source: RefSeq, a predicted model, not a curated record